AUGGCGUACCGCGAGCAGCCCGGAAAAUGGAUCAAAGCGCUGGACGUGAAAGAGGUGAUUCAGUGCACCGUCGGAUGCUGCAUCUGUGGAUGGUUCUUCACCAUAGGCAUGCUCGUCGGCAUGUACAAUGCGGGGGAUUUCCUUCGAAAGGCGCAGGCAUGGGAGGUUCGGCCAGCCUGGCGGCAGACAGAGUGCGAGGUGCUGGCAGCCGGAGUGAGCUGCGCUGAUACUGAAACCAGGAGCACCUGUGGCGGUUACCAGCUGGGCUCGAUGCCAUCUACGAGCCCACCGGUCUUCCUGACAGAGGAGAUUGCCAUCUGCCCUGGAACAUACUGGUGUGGGAAGGAGCAAGACGUGUGCCAUUGUAACGGCGAGAUAACCUAUGCGCCCGAGCUCUUCGACGGACAGAUCUACACUGUGCCGGAAGCAGAGCGUGCGUACAAGGUGGUCUCCAGCGGGCCCUGGAAAUGUGGCACCGAUCAGCACGGGGAGCCUUACACCGUAGAUCCGGCGCCGUGGCACGUGAAGCAUUGCUGGUGCACCCCAGCAGAGAUUCUUGCCAUCCUGAAGAAGCACGGCGGUCAAGGUCUCCACAAGAAGGAGUGCUCGGAGGCUGCCAACUUCGACUUCGACGCCGCAGAGCCUCAGCGCCGCCUCCAAAGGGAGGAAGGCGAGGACCUCGAGGCAGAGCCACGGCUCCUUGCCAGCUCUCGCCGGCGCCGGACCUAUAGUUACACGCCUUGGGCCCUGGUCUCGGUCCCCACGAUGGAGGAGCUUGACUUCGGUGGCCCCUCUUCCAAACAGCACCUCACCUGUGCGUACGAGUACGGCGUCCCUGCGGCAUCCUCGAGAAAUUACCAGUCCGACGGGUCCUACAGCGGCGACGUCUGGAAGGUUGAAGAUGUCGCCAAACAAUGGGGGAACAAGACCUCGCGGCCCUGCUGGGUGCGUGCUGCAGGCGAAGCCGGCGAGAGCUUGCAGACGUGCGCUGUCGCUUUGAAGGAGCCUGGAACCUUGCAGGAGGUGGCGCGAAGCUCGCAGGCGCUGAUCACCACGUUUUUCUGGGUGUGCCUGGGGAUCAGCCUGGUUUUCACGCUCCUCGCCUUUCCCUCCCUCUACCGGCUGGUCCGCAGGCUGACUGGGGGGGCAUCUUCCGAGACGGGCUGCCUCCUGGAUGCGGACUUGUAG
Messenger RNA from Symbiodinium sp. CCMP2592, 1188 nucleotides. Lineage: Eukaryota; Dinophyceae; Suessiales; Symbiodiniaceae. The record is from the annotation of a GenBank genome assembly.